AUGACCAAAGUUCUUGUGGAGAACGGUGCAGAUGUCAAUGCACAGGAAGAUAAAUAUUGGGGGAAUGCACUGCAGGCUGCAGCAUGUGGGGGGAAUCUGGAUGUAAUCAAGUUUGUUGUAGAGAACAAUGCAGAUGUCAAUGCACAGGGAGGGCAAUAUGGAAAUGCACUGCAGGCAGCAGCAUUCCAGGGAAAUCUGGAUGUAAUCAAGCUUCUUGUAGAGAACAAUGCAGAUGUCAAUGCACAGGGAGGGAAAUAUGGAAAUGUAUUGCAGGCAGCAGCAUUCCAGGGAAAUCUGGAUGCAGUCAAGUUUCUUGUAGAAAACAAUGCAGAAGUCAAUGCACAGGGAGGGUUGUUUGGGAAUGCACUGCAGGCAGCGGCAUGGAGGGGAGAACUAGAUAUUGUGAAAUAUCUAGUUGAACAAUGUGCAGAAGUCAAUGCACAGGGAGGAUUGUUUGGAAAUGCACUGCAGGCAGCAGCAUGGAGGGGAAAACUGGAGAUGGUCAAGUUUUUUGUAGUGAAGAAUGUAGAUGUCAAUGCACAGGGAGAGCAAUAUGGGAAUACACUGCAGGUGUCAUAA
Messenger RNA from Lentinula edodes (shiitake mushroom), 579 nucleotides. Its product is annotated as ankyrin repeat-containing domain protein. Gene Ontology annotation, molecular function: protein binding. The transcript has a single exon. NCBI's taxonomy places the organism in Eukaryota, Fungi, Basidiomycota, Agaricomycetes, Agaricales, Omphalotaceae. The coding region runs from base 1 to 579 and encodes 192 amino acids. The record is from RefSeq and is a predicted model, not a curated record.